UAUGCCCCACGAUCAAUUCAGCUACUCCGACAGAUAUUAAUGCUAAUCGUGUAGACUCGUGGCAACGGUCGGUAUAUACACUAAUCACGACCCCCCGAACCCCGUACGCCCGCGCCCGGCCGACACCGGGCCCACCCGGCGGGUAUCCAGCACCUCCGUCUAUAUCAACCGCUGAUAGACUUGAUAUCUGAUACACUCUCGACAUCAAUCUCCAGCAAGCAAAUCCUACGUCACAACAUGACCAGAAUCGGCUGGUACGGCCUCGGGUCCAUGGGCCUGGCCAUGGCCAACAACCUGCAACGGCACCUAGCCACCAAAAAUGCCCUGAGCCUGCUCUACAACAACCGCACCAUGGCGCGCGGCGACGCCCUCCAGGCGCUGGGUGGCACGCCCGCGUCCAGCUUUGAGCAGCUGGUCGGCAAGUGCGGCAUCAUCUUCACCAUGAUCUCCAACGACACCGUCCUCCAAAACCUCAUCACCACAGCCCUCCAAUCCGGGCACUCCCUCAAAGACAAAAUCUUCGUCGACUGCUCCACCGUGCACCCGCACACCGUCGGGCUGACCGUCUCCAAGCUCGCCGCGCAACAAGCUUCCUUCGUCGCCGCCCCAGUCUUCGGCGGGAACCCCAUCGCCGUCGACGGCAAGCUGGUCUUCGCGAUGGCGGGGCCCAAGCGUGCUACCGACACCGUGCGUCCUCUGAUUGAUGGCGUUAUGGGCCGGAGGGUGAUUGAGUGUGGGGAGGAUGCGACGCGGUCGUCGCUUUUGAAGAUUGCUGGAAACAUCGUCACAGUAAACCUAAUGGAAGCCGUCGGCGAAGCCCAAGUCUUCGCUGAACGAACAGGCCUAGGAACCGCGCCCAUGGAAGAGCUCAUCGGGGAAGCAUUUGGGCCUGUCGCAGGAGGAUACUCCAAGCGAUUAACAACAGGCGCCUACGCCCCCUCGCUCAGCACGCGCCCCGGCUUCGGCGUCUCGCUCGCCAUCAAAGACGCGAACCACGCGCGCACAAUGGCAAAAGACCACAACGUCGAGUUGCCUGGGCUGGAGAUCGCGCAGGAGAACAUGGAGGCGGCGCGUGACUACGCCGGCGAGUGUCUCGAUAGUAGUGCUAUGUAUGGGGUUCUGCGGCAGAAGGCUGGGAUGGAGUUUUGGAAUGAAAAGAGUAGGGGUGGGAAUGAGCAGUAGAUGGAUUUAUGUAUGGAGCAUCGUUUAUGGUGUGAACUAGAUAUCAAUACAGUGUAGGAUAGAUGAGG
Aspergillus candidus is the source of this 1250-nucleotide messenger RNA. RefSeq names its product NAD(P)-dependent oxidoreductase. Gene Ontology annotation, molecular function: NAD binding; oxidoreductase activity, acting on the CH-OH group of donors, NAD or NADP as acceptor; NADP binding. The record is from RefSeq and is a predicted model, not a curated record. The transcript is spliced from 5 exons. The coding region runs from base 238 to 1182 and encodes 314 amino acids. Lineage: Eukaryota; Fungi; Ascomycota; Eurotiomycetes; Eurotiales; Aspergillaceae.